UUCGUUUAUUUUCGUCAUUUUGAAUUUGUGAUUCUUAUUUAGCAAACGUUAUUUAAUUCAACAAUAAUCGAAUGCAGUUAAUACAAACACAAUGAAUAUGGAAACUUAUCUACAAAAAUUAUUGAUAAAUCAACAAAAUGAAAAUAUUCUACGUGAAGAACGUGAUCAAAUGCUUAAAAGACAUGAACAUGAAUUGGAAGAAAUCGAUGAACGUAUGGCCGAACUUAUUCGACAACGUAAUAUGAUAAUUGAAGAAAUACAAAAUUUCACUAAAAAUACAACGACAAAUACCUUGGAUAUAACAACAAAAAAUAUUGAUAAUAAUAAUAACGAUGAUGAUGGUGAUGUGAAUGAUAAAAAUUCUGUUACCGAUAAACAAUUUAUUACAUCUACAAAUUCUGCAUUUAAACCGAUAACCGAAUCACCAUGUUUAGAUUCGAAUAAUAAUCCAAUUGAUUCAGGUGAUGUAUCAUCACCAACAACAACAUCAUCGUCAACAAAACCAUGUCGAACAUUAAAAUUAACACCACGUGUUCGUACAUCGGCAUCAACAUCAAAUAUGGUACUGACACGAAUACCGGAAUCACCGACCACCGUACAGAUUGAAUCAAUGUUAAGUAAAGUUCGUAAUAAUGUUGCCAUUGAUCCGAAUACAUUGAACAAAUGUAUUGAUUUACUUUCAACGCCUAAAAGUAGCCAAAAGACAAUGAAGAAAGUAAAAAAGGUAAUUGAUCAGAAUAAUAAUCCAAUCAUAUCGACGGCAGCCGAAUCAUCACCAAAACAGCCAUCAUCACCGAAACGUCGUUUUGAAACACCCGAAGAACGACGUAGACGUAUUGAACGUGUUUUGUUUGAAAUACCGUCGAAUAAAAUGCACAAAGGUGCAAUGUCAAAAUCAUUUUCAUCACUCAAUACAAUGGAUUUGUUGAGCAUUAAUCAUAAUCAAUUACAACAUGGUAAACAACAACCACAACGAACAUCAAAUCUAAGCCUAAAUCGAUAUUCAAAUCGUUCAAAAGUUCGCCGUAAUCAUUCAUUAUCUCCAUUACGUUUUGGUGCAAAAAAAUCUAAAACUAAUAAUGGUGAUGAACAAUCGGAACCAACAUCGCCAACAAUAAUGACGGCUGAGAAUAGUCCAAAAGAGAUACGAAAAUAUAAAUCCGAACAGCAACUUUUUUUCGAUGAAAAUAUUAGUAUGGCUAGUUUUGAAGAGGACAGUACAACUACAAGUCAGAAUAAUGAUCUUAGUUCGGAAAUUGAUCCGGAUAAAUGUAGUCUUCUACAAACCGAAGUUGAUGAUGAUAAUAAUAAUGGUGGCAAUGGUGAUAAUGGUGGUGAUGAACCGGAAGAUCAUUUAUUAGCACCAUCCAAAGUGGCUAAAUCACAGGAUGCAUUUAAACAUUUUUUUCCUGUCGAUAUUCGUGAAAAACCACUUAUGUCUAAAGAAGAAUUGAAUAAAAUUAAAAAUAAAAAAACAAUGGUCAAAUCUAAAUCGAUUGGUUGGGCUGAACAGGCAGCCAAUUCAAUGAAUGAUCAAUCAUUACGUGUUGAUUAUCUUAGCCAUAUAAGACGUAGUUCAGCAUCACCUGAACAGAAACAAAGAGAAAAAGAAUUGAAUAAUUUGAAUAAUACGAAAAAAUUUCGUUGCUAUCAAGAUUUUUGGGAGAAUAAAACUAAAGAAAUAAUGGAUAAAAAAGAUCGAUUUGAGAUGAAACAAUCACAACAAUCACAACAACCACAACAACAACAACAACAACAACAACAUCAGCUGACCAAUGCAAACAAGACAAAAACUAAUUGGUAA
This is a messenger RNA of Dermatophagoides farinae (American house dust mite), 1804 nucleotides long. The record is from RefSeq and is a predicted model, not a curated record. NCBI's taxonomy places the organism in Eukaryota, Metazoa, Arthropoda, Arachnida, Sarcoptiformes, Pyroglyphidae.